This is a messenger RNA of Fraxinus pennsylvanica, 1581 nucleotides long. The record is from the annotation of a GenBank genome assembly. NCBI's taxonomy places the organism in Eukaryota, Viridiplantae, Streptophyta, Magnoliopsida, Lamiales, Oleaceae.
AUGGAGAAAUACCCAGUUUCUUUUUACAUUGCAUGCAUUAUACUAAACCUACUGCUUGCUGUAAUAAUCAUCUUCAAAUGGGCAGUCUGCAGGAAAAGGAGGUCACUCCCUCCUGGGCCGAUUGGCUUGCCCAUUUUUGGGUGCCUAAUCCAAAUGAUUAUUAACAAGCCAACCUUCCAAUGGAUUCACAAAGUAAUGGAUGAUAUGCACACUGAAAUUGCGUGUAUCAUUCUUGGUCGGGUUCAUGUCAUUUCUGUUACUUCUCCUGAACUUGCACGAGAGUUCUUGAAGAAACAGGAUAUUAUUUUUUCAUCAAGACCUUAUUGCAUGUCUUCAAGAUUAAGUACCAAUGGGUACUUAACUGCAAUAUUUUCACCUAUGGGUGAUCAAUGGAAGAAAAUGAGGGGAGUUCUUGCUUUACACGUGCUUUCACCUGCAAAGCACCGUUGGCUUCACGAUAAAAGAAUGGAAGAAGCUGAUAAUCUUGUUCGUUAUGUCUAUAACCAGUGCAAGAAUUCUUCGGAAAGUGGUAGUUUGGUAAAUGUUAGAGUCGCAGCACGACAAUACUGUGGCAACGUUAUCAGGAAGUUGAUAUUCGGCAAAAGGUACUUUGGAAAUGGUAUGGAAGAUGGAGGACCAGGUAUUGAAGAGGAAGAACAUGUUGCUGCACUCUUUAAAAUUCUUUCCUCUCUCUUUGCGUUCAGCAUUGCAGAUUAUGUUCCGUGGUUGGAGCUUUUUGAUUUCGAUGGUCAUAAAGGGAUCCUAAAGAAGGCUAUUGGGAGUGUAUCUAAAUUCCAUGACCCCGAAAUACAUGAUAGGAUUCAGACCUGGAAAAAGGGGAUGAGAGCAAAUGAAGAGGAUAUUCUUGAUGUUUUGGUAAACCUCAAGGACCCAAAAGGUGCCCCGCUUUUGACGAUUGAAGAGAUCAAAGGACAAAUUAUUGAAAUGAUGAUAGCCACAGUGGAUAAUCCAUCAAAUGCUAUUGAGUGGGCUCUUGCAGAGAUGAUAAAUCAACCUGAGAUUUUGAAAAGGGCUUCUGCAGAAUUGGACUUAGUGGUUGGAAGGAACAGACUAGUUCAAGAAUCAGAUUUAAAUAAAUUGAUCUAUGUGAAGGCGUGUGCAAAAGAGGCAUUUAGACUCCAUCCAAUAGCACCUUUCAACGUUCCACAUGUAUCUAUGGAAGACACGACUGUAGCUGGAUACUCUAUUCCAAAAGGUAGUCACGUAUUAUUGAGUCGUACAGGUCUUGGUCGAAAUCCGAGAAUAUGGGAAGAGCCUUUGAAGUAUAAGCCUGAUCGUCACCUCAAAGAUGAUGCCUCUGAAGUUGUUCUUGUUGAUUCUGAAUUGAACAUGUUAUCGUUUAGCACUGGAAAGCGAGGAUGUGCAGGUGUUGUGCUUGGUUCUACCAUGACCACAAUGUUAUUUGCUAGACUUCUUCAUGGCUUCACUUGGAAUGCCCCACCUGAUGAGCCAAUUAUUGACUUAACUGAGUCUAAGUAUGAUACCUUGCGUGCCAAGCCAUUGUUUGCAGUAGCAAAACCCCGGUUGUCUUCAAACGUUUAUCAGCAACUUCAAAAUUAA